Molecule: messenger RNA, 567 nt
Organism: Caenorhabditis bovis
Lineage: Eukaryota; Metazoa; Nematoda; Chromadorea; Rhabditida; Rhabditidae
Source: the annotation of a GenBank genome assembly
AUGGCUACUUAUUACAACAUUAGCACUCAACAAAUUGAUAGCUGCCUACCUAAACAACCAGUGCUCAAUUGUGCUCGACUGUCAUCUCAACUACAAUUUUCCAACCAAGAAGUAAACGACGAUAAUUGGAAUAAUCAGAUUCAAGUUUCAUCUUCAACGAUUAUGGGUCAAUGGCACAAUGGUAUGGUGUACUUUACCCCACCGCCAGCCCCAAUUCCACAAAAAUCCUUGACAGAAGCAGAAACAAUCGGGUUCCAAACAUCACAAGACCAAAUGUCUCAAAAUGGAAAGUCGCCAAUCGGACAUUGGCACAACGGAAUGGUGUACUUUUCGCCACCACUAACUCUGUCAUCUUCUCCAGAAUCUCUCGAAUCUGUAUCGGAUCAACAAUCCAACGAUGAUGUAUGCGAUGAUCACGGAUGCGUCUACUUCGAAGAUGGAACCUACGGACCUGCUCCAGUUUCUCCUAAAUCUCUCUUUGAUAGACCCAUCGAAUUUCACUCUGACUACAUUGAUGGCUAUUUCGAUUGCAACUUCGUCUAUCGCCCAUACUCGCAAUCUAAGUGA